Messenger RNA from Closterium sp. Naga37s-1, 5235 nucleotides. NCBI's taxonomy places the organism in Eukaryota, Viridiplantae, Streptophyta, Zygnematophyceae, Desmidiales, Closteriaceae. The record is from the annotation of a GenBank genome assembly.
AUGGCGCCAAUCACGGGGGAAGAGUUCCUAGCGGAGUCGGCCUUCGUGAAGAAGAAGGGCCUGGCGAGUGCCUGGAAGGCAGAGAAAGUGGUGCAGGAUGGCCUUGCCUGCCGAGCGUGUGACUGGUUUGGCGUGCCCCUGGUGGGGGUGGCGGAGACAACUGCGGUUCUCCCUCUGGACAAGGUGGAGCCGUUGAUGGUGAGGGGCGGAAGGGUGAUUGGAGCGGGUGGCCUCCCCGAGGUACGGCUGCGCUGCUCAGAGCUCUGCAUGGAGGAUCAGGUCCCCCCCCUCAGGCAGCUGAGGUUGCUUUUUGGCGCGCAGCAAGGGGUGAUGCAGCAGCAGGAGAAGUGGUCGGAUGAGUGGGGAAGUGUGAUUGACUGGAAGAGGGUCAUCAGGGUGCGGGACUCCGCAGUGCUUCCGAACCGAGCCCGGGACGUUCUGCUUCGCCUGCAUUGUCGUAAUCUCCAAGUCGGGGUGCGGCUAAAAUUGCUGGAGGGGAUGGCAUGCCCGCACUGUGGGGAGGAGGAGACAGCGGAGCACUGUUUCUUCAGCAUCCUCCCUGUGCGGUCCCCGCUUCUGUCUGCUUAUGCCGUUUUUUCAGCGCAGCACGAGACACCUCACGCGACCUCACUCUUUCACUCGAGCAGAGCGUGUUCCAGAAACGGAGGUUUGGGUGCGGAAGCAGCCGCUCUGGAGCAGCACGAGGGGAGUCAAGCAGCGGCUGCGGCGGCUGCUGCUGCGGCUGCUGCCGCUGCGGCGGCGGCGGCGGCUGGGGGAUGGAUGUUGCUCCCUUCAGCAGGUUCUCUUCAUAGUCACCCCGCGUUAUUAUCACCUGCUGCAGCGUCCGUGCAGCACAAUCACCUGCUCGCCUCGUUAAAGUCAAUCGCCGGAAUCCCUGGAAUCUCGCCAGUCGGCGCAUCUCAACCGUCCAUCUCUCUAUCGCACGACCACUUGCCGUUCCCGUCCCCUUACGCUGGUAACGCCGCGGCGUUGAUUCCGUUUCUUCCCCCCGGUGCUCAUCAUCCAAUAAGCAACCUCCACAUCAGCGGCGGCGCGCAAGGGCUGAACCAUAGCGUGUUAGGUAACCCACUAUUUGCGUCGUUAGGAGGCUCUAGCGCAUCGACCGCAUCUGGACAGGCUUUAAUUCCCAUGCAAGCCCCUGUCAUGCCCACACACCCCGGUUUCCCGAGCAACGGUUUUGUCUCGUCUCACUUCGACCCUGCUGCUGCCGCCGCCGCCGCUGCAGCAGCGACAUACCCGCAACCAGUUUCCGCGUCGCUCCCAGUCGCAGGAGCCGUUUCCGCCGCCGCCGGUAACGGCGUGGGCGGUUUAAUCCCUUCUGCGGCCAUACCCGGUCCCGCCACCGCCGCGUCCGCCGCCGCCGCCGCCGCAGCCGCAGCCGCCGCGGCCGGACGGCUUAGUGCCGUGAAGGAUCCGUUAGGGUAUGCGGCUAUGUUGAGGUCUCGGGGGAAAGUUAACGAAGCGCUCGCGAUAUACGAGGCGAUUAUAGCGGAGAGAAUAGGAGCAGCUGUGACUAUGACGAGGGGAAAUGUAGCGGGUAGCGGAGCGGGGACAUUAGGAGGGGGCGCAAGCGCGGGGGAAGGGGGAGGGGGAGCGGGAGGGGUAGGGGCAGGCGGGGCCGCGGCCGCCGCGACUGCGGAGGCGCUGGUGGGGAAGGGGCAGUGUUUGCAAGCGCAGGGGAAGCUUAGCGCGGCGUUUGAGGCGUACGUGUCCGCGUUACAGCUGAAUCCGACACACGCUGUAGCGCUGACGCAGUGCGGAGUGCUGUACAAAGAGGAGGGACACUUGUUAGAGGCGAUCGAGGUGCGUGGGGGGGGGGGGGAAGUGGGACUUGCUAGAGGCUAUAGAGGUGCGUGGGGGGAGGAGGAGGGGAAAGAGGAGCGGGGAGAGAGGUGCGUGGGGGGAGGGGGAGGGGCAGUUGUGAGAGUUGAUAGAGUGGGUGAGGAGGAAGAGGAGGGAGGAGAGGAGGGGAGGGAGAGGAGGGGAGAGGAGGGGAGAGGAGGGGGAGAGGAGGAGAGAGGAGGGGGAGAGGAGGGGAAGGGGUGGAGAGGUGAUUUAGGUGAGUGGGUGAGGAGGGAGAGGGGAGUGAGGGGGGGGGGAGGAAAGAGUCGUGGGGAGAGAAAGGAAGGGGAGAGGAGGGGGGGAGGGAGAGGUGGAAAGGGAGAGGAGGGGGAGAGGAGGGCUUAUAAAAAGGCGUUGGAGGCGGAUCCGGGGUGCAAGGAGGCACAGGAGCAGCUGGCGGUGGCUUACAGGAAGGCGCUAGAGGCGGAUCCGGGGUGCAAGGAGGCACAGGAGCAGCUGGCAGUGGUGCUCACAGACCUGGGCACGCGCCUUAAGCUGGGGGGGUCGGUGCAGGAGGGCAUAGCGAAAUAUUAUGAGGCUAUUGCUGCCGACCAGAGAUACGCGCCGGCAUACUACAACCUAGGAGUGGUGUAUUCGGAGAUGGGGCAGUACAAGGCGGCUCUCCAGUUCUAUGACAAGGCCGUGGCGCUCAGGCCGCUGUAUGCGGAGGCGCAUUGCAACAUGGGGGUGAUCUACAAGAAUUGCGGGGAUUUACACUCGGCUAUUGCAUGCUAUGAGCGGUGUCUGGCUGUAGCGCCCAACUUCACCAUUGCACGCAACAACAUGGCCAUCGCUCUCACUGACCUGGGCACCAAGGUGAAGCUGGAGGGCGACAUAUCAGCAGGAGUGGCGCACUACAAGCGAGCGCUGCUGUUCAACUCGCAUUAUGCCGAUGCCAUGUACAACCUGGGGGUGGCCUAUGGCGAGAUGCUCAAGUUUGACAUGGCAGUGGUGAUGUACGAGCUGGCCCUGCAUUUCAACCCGCAAUGCGCCGAAGCAUGCAACAACCUGGGGGUGAUAUACAAGGACAGAGACAACCUGGACAAGGCUGUGGAGUGCUACCAGAAAGCGCUGCGCAUCAAGCCCAGCUUCUCCCAGUCGCUCAACAACCUGGGGGUCGUGUACACCGUGCAGGGCAAGAUGGAUCUAGCCCUCAACAUGAUUCAAGCUGCCAUACUCGCCAACCCCGCAUAUGCUGAGGCAUACAACAACCUGGGCGUACUGCACAGGGAUGCGGGCAACAUCCCAGCAGCCAUCGAGGCGUACCAGCAGUGCCUUACGAUCGACCCUGACUCCAGGAAUGCCGGCCAGAACCGUCUACUAGCAAUGAACUAUAUUCACGAUGGGCUGGAUGACUCACUAUUCGCUGCUCACCGGGACUGGGGUGAGCGCUUCUCACGCCUCUUUCCCCGAUUUUCCUCGUGGCCCAACUCGUGCCGGCCGGACCGGCGGCUGGUGGUGGGGUACAUUUCCCCCGACUACUUCACUCACUCCGUCUCCUACUUCAUUGAGGCGCCCCUAACAUACCAUGACCCGAAUGUGGUCAAGGUGGUGGUGUAUUCGGCCGUGGUCAAGGCGGACGGCAAAACAAGUCGGUUCAAAGAGGCAGUGCAGAGCAAAGGCGGAGUGUGGCGGGACAUAUUCGGGGUGGACGAGCGGCGUGUGGCAGCCAUGGUGCGGGAGGACGGCGUAGACAUACUCGUGGAGCUGACAGGGCACACGGCCAACAACCGGCUGGGCGUGAUGGCAUGCAAGGCUGCGCCCAUCCAGGCGACCUGGAUUGGGUACCCCAAUACCACCGGGCUGAGGGCUAUUGACUACCGGCUGACUGACGCCCUGGCUGACCCUCCCAGCAGCAGCCAAAGGCAUGUAGAGGAGUUAGUGCGCCUUCCAGGAUGCUUCCUCUGCUACACCCCUUCGUCUGAAGCAGGGCCGGUGUCCCCGUCGCCUGCGGUGGCCAAUGGCUUUGUGACAUUUGGCAGCUUCAACAACCUUGCCAAGAUAACACCAGCAGUGGUGCGCCUGUGGGCCCGAAUCCUGCUCGCAGUGCCCGGGUCGCGCCUGAUGCUCAAGUGUAAGCCUUUCACAUGCGCGUCCAUCAGCCAGCAGCUCAUGGCGCAGCUCGAGUCCCACGGCAUCUCCCCCCUGCGAGUCGACCUGCUGCCGCUCGUGCUGCUGAACCACGAGCACAUGCAGAGCUACGCCGUGAUGGACAUCAGUCUCGACUCGUUCCCCUAUGCCGGCACCACCACCACGUGCGAGUCUCUCUUCAUGGGUGUGCCCUGCGUUACCAUGGCCGGGAGAGUGCACGCGAACAACGUUGGUGUGUCGCUGCUCACGAAUAUGGGCCUACCGAACCUGGUGGCUCGAAACGAGGACGAGUACGUGGCCAUAGCAACGCAGCUAGCCUCGGACAUACCGCAACUGGCGUUGCUCCGAGCCUCCAUGCGUCCGCGCAUGCUCUCUUCUCGCCUCUGCGGAGGGAGGUCGAGUAGGAAAAAACAAGGAGAGGAACGGAUGGCGGGAGCUGCAGGCGCAGCGGAGCAAGGUAAACGAGAAAAAUCACCCGCAGGCGCAGGAGCAGGGGGCGGAGGAGGGGGGUGCACGCGGACAGCAGAGGGGGUAUCUGAGGCGGUGGCAACAGUGGGGUCUAGAGAAGCUCCUGUGGAGGACAGCCGUGGGGGGGGCAGCAGCAGCAGGCGGGGGGGGGGUGGGACUGGGGGAGGGUCGACAGCAGAAGCAGUAGCAGCAGCCGAGGGUGCUUCAGGUGCUGCUGGGACAGACUCUCUGAGUGCUGGCCUCAGGAAGCUUGGGAUUGCUGGCAGUGUAAUCAUGUUCGACCUGUACAAGGACCAGUACUGGCAAGGGCAGGACGUGGCGGGAAGGGCAGCAGUGGUGGGAAGGGCAGGGGUGGUAGGAAAGCGGCAGCAACUGCUGCGUUGCGAAAGGAGUGAGGCGAGACCAGAGCGGGAAACCACAGUGCAGGCUGCUGGUGGGAGGCUGUUGGUGGGUGGUGGGAGUCGCUGUCGUGCGUUCAGCAGUUUUCCUCUGCGGGCUGCUGGUGGGAGGGAGGUAGUGACUCUCGGUGUGAGCCGCAGUGGUGCGUUUAGGAAUUCCUCAAAAGGCGGGAGGAGUGAGGCGGGACCAGAGCAGGAAACGUCAGUGAAGGCUGUUGGUGGGAGGGAGGUGGUGACUCUCGGCGUGAGCCGCAAAGUAGGGAGGAACCAGUUUCACGAGCGGAGGGAGGAGGCAAGAGGGGGGAGGGAAGGGGGGGAGGAAGGGGGGGGGGGAGGGGAGGAAGGGGAAGAGGGGAGGAGCAUGUAUGAGCUUCCACCCCAUCUCAAUCCGCAGCUGCCGGAAGGGCCGUGGUGA